GUGAUCCUCGGCCGUGCCAUCAAAAACGAGUACCUCGCCCUCGGUACGAUCUUCAGCGCGGUCAGCAUCGGGAUGCUCGCCUCGGGCGGGAAGAAAGAGACCCCCGCACCGAGUGCAGGCAAGUCGGUGCUCGAGCAGGCGAAGGAGAGCGUGAAGUUCAACGCGGGCUCGAGGUGCGUCGAAGCAGAGAUGGACAGCAUUAAGAAAUUUGUGGAGGAGGCGGAGAAGGACGCGAAGCACUAG
Messenger RNA from Postia placenta MAD-698-R-SB12, 243 nucleotides. RefSeq lists its product as hypothetical. The transcript is spliced from 2 exons. The annotation marks the transcript as partial. The record is from RefSeq and is a predicted model, not a curated record. NCBI's taxonomy places the organism in Eukaryota, Fungi, Basidiomycota, Agaricomycetes, Polyporales, Adustoporiaceae.